AUGUCUCUUCCCUCUAGGUAUGCCCCUGAAGGAUUAAGUGAAGAGGAUCAACUAAAAGUUAUUACACUGGGCGAAAUAAAGCCCCGUAAACCUAUAGAUUAUAAAUUAAGAACCAUAGAUGAUAGAGUACAACUGGCACUACACACGCACCCAAACACGUCAGAAGACAUUGAAAUGAUACCCAUUGAGGAUGGAAAAGAAGUAGACGUGAUAUCAGAAUAUAUUGAAUAUUUAAGAGGAAACUCAGUUUAUGAAGACAAGAAUGAAAUGGUCAUUGAAGAGUCGCCUGAAUUUGAGAUUGUGGGGGGAAAUAUUUCAUUUUUAGUUCUCGAUACAAAUUUUUUGAUUUCCCAUUUAAACAUUGUUGAUACUUUGAAAAAUAUCGCUUCUGAAUAUGGAUUGAAAUUGAUUAUUCCAGUAUAUGUGGUCCAAGAAUUGGAUGGGCUUAAGAAUUCAAAUCGUUUGCACAACAACUCAAAUGGGAAAUUCACGGGGGAGACGGUUUCUCAAUUAGCUAUAUGGGCAAAUCGAUGGAUAUAUCAAGCAUUAGCAGACUCCCUGGCAGUGGUAAAAGGACAAAAAUUGUCACAGAGAAUAUCAAAAGACCUAGUUAAAGAUGACGCCAUAUUUGAUUGUUGUUUAUAUUUUAAAAAGACCUACCCACAGUCUUUGGUGAUUUUAUUAUCCAAUGACAAAAAUCUUUGUGCAAAAGCUUUGAGUAAUGAUGUUUUAACAGUAAGUUUCCGAGAAAAUAUGAGUGGAAGAUUGAUUGCAAAUACUAUUUACGAAGAAAAUGUUGAAAGAUUUGGAAAGCUACAAACAAAAGUAGAGCCAGUGGCUCCAAAAAUCCAAAACCAUGUUUCUUCCGAGGUGGUAGAACCCUCCAAUGAGUGGGUGGAAAAGACACAGCAGAUUGAUGAAUUGACUACUUUUGAACAAGUUUCUGAAAAAGUAUACAACGAAAUUCAAAUGAUAUUGCUAGCUGCUUUAGACCAUUGUAUGGUUGCCGAGUAUGGUGAUGAUUUAGAUUUGAUUCGAGGGUAUGACAAAAAUAGUGUCACAACUAUCGAAGAUUGUGCCGAGUUAAUAAUUAGGUUUUGGAUGACAGUAUUUCUGCAAUACUUUGAUGCUACACCUGGUAAUUUUGUCCCAUUUCGCGAGACAGGAAAGGGAAGGAACUCCCGAAAGACACCUAUCCAUAUUUAUCAGCCAGAGGAUAGCAACGAGCUUCGUAAAUUUGUGACUUUUUGGACCACAGUACUCACAGUGAUUUAUGACGCUGUGAUGGAUUCAACGCAACAAGCAGCUUUGAAAUGGUUGAUAGCUCGUUGGAAUAAAAUGGCAGAUACUGUAUAG
Molecule: messenger RNA, 1356 nt
Organism: Candida albicans SC5314
Lineage: Eukaryota; Fungi; Ascomycota; Pichiomycetes; Serinales; Debaryomycetaceae
Product: mRNA-processing endoribonuclease
Exons: 1
Coding region: 1-1356 (451 amino acids)
Cellular component (GO): nucleus
Source: RefSeq, a predicted model, not a curated record